GGAGGAUCCUGUCCGCCGGUGUUCCGGCAGCAGCUGCGCUCCAUCCCAUGUGUUUCACACCAAAUUUAGACAUGUGCUGCCAGACUAACAGCCCAGCGUAGAUUUAUUUCUUUUUAAUGAGAUUAUUCGGUGUAUAGAGUGACAGUCGUUGGGCUAUUUUUUUCCUGGAAAUGCUGCCCUGCUCUUCAUCCGCGCAGAUGGAGGGAUGCGAGGAGGAGAGGGAGUCACACAUGCAAACAGAGUGCAACAGACUGACGGAGGAGAGGGACGAGGCCCAGAGACAACUCAAGCAUAUCAAGAGAGUGUCUCAGAUGGUGAUUGAGGAGGUGAGUGUUCUGCAGACUCAGCUGGAGAUUGAGAAGUCGUGUCGGGAAAAUGCAGAGGCCCUGGCCACCAAGCUGAACUGUGAGAACAGGAAGUUGAAGUAUUUGAGUUUGUCAUCACGGCCAUGUUUGGACGACCUGCUUCCCAGCAUCUCAGACUGCAUCCCGCUGGAGGCGGACAGAGAUGCUGCAGACACUGUGGACAACAGCCCUGAUGCCUUCACACAGUGCCAGCAACAGGUCAAAGAUUCACAUGCUGUAGACAACAGCCCAGAUAACGUCACAUUGUCCCAGCAACAGGUUUCAAGCUUUGAAGACUCUGUAGACAACAGCUCCAACACCUUCUCACUGGACCAGCAUCAGAUGAAAGAGCUGAGGGAGACAGUGAACAGUUUGUUGGAGGAGAAGAAAAAUUUCGUCUGUCAGAUUCACGAACAGCAGCGACGGAUAGAAGAGCUGACCACACAGUCAGAGAAAGACCAAGUGGAAAUGAAGCAGCUUCGAGAAACAGUUGAGCAGCAAAGCAAAACCAUCAAAAGAUUUAACAGAGUCUCCAUGAUGGCUGCUCAGGAGUAUGAGGGGAUGAAGGAGCAGCUGGACUUGGAGCAGAACCUCAGAGUCAAAGCUGAGACUUAUGCUCAUGAGAUGCUGGUUAAGCAGAAGGAGGCCAACAGACAGAGCAUGCUGCUGCUGCAGAGUGCUGAGCCCAGCAUUCAGCUGCUGAAAGCUCUGGAGGAUGUUGCUGCCAUCACAAAAAUCCUGGAGGAGGAGCGUCUGCAGCAUCAGCAGAAGGUGCAGAGCCUGGAGGCCCAGCUGGAGCAGAGCUGUGUGAAGAAACAGCUGGAGGAUCUUCAGAGGCAGCUGGAGCUGCUGGAGGUGGAGAAGAAGGAGGUGGAGGGUCGACUGGAGCAGGCAGAGAAGAAGAACAAGGAGCUGGAGAACAAAGUCCAUGAGCUCGAGGAGAUCCAGGAAAAGAUCGCCAAGACAACCCACGAAUGCACCCCAGCACCUGGGGUCGCCCCGCCUCCUGCCCCUCUCCCACAACCACCUCCUCCCCCUCCUCCUCCCCCUCCCCCACCUCCUCCACCUCCCCCCUCCAGAUGCAACCCCCUCAGCUCUCUGAUAGCCAUCAUGAAGAAGUCCUCAAAAGGCUCCAAAGCUGCUGUGAAGGUCGAGGAGCCUCCAGCUGCUGAGGGCGUGGACGACGUGAAGGUGAAGGCUGUGAACGAGAUGAUGGAGCGGAUCAAACAUGGCGUCGUCCUGCGACCCGUCAAGAGUCAGGACAACAAGAGAGUAGCAAUAAAACAGCCUCCACCGUGUGAGGAGAAACCACAGGAGAGCGCUAUGGAUGAGCUGAAAGGAAUCCUGGAGACAGUAAAGAGGAGCCCCAGCCGCGGCUCCCAGGAUUCAGGGCCGCCCCCUCCCGGAAAGAAGGACAGCGAGUUGGAGGUCAUUCUGAGACGUCGACGUAACAAGGCUGGAGAGGCGGGAUCGGGAGGUGGACCUGAUAAAGUGGCCAAUGAGUCAGAGCAGGAGGGCCAGCUGAGCCACGUAUCGUCCUCUGACAGUCUGAACGGAAGACGCACCAGCAGCGACUCAGGCAAACAUCCAGAGGGAGCUGGUGGGCUGGUCGUCCCGUCUGACCACGUGGGGCCCAGGGUCAGCCCGGAGAGGCGGGGGUCUGGGCCAGGACCUGUGCUGGCCUGGAGGAAGAGCUCUGACACGGGCAAGGAGAAGAUGCCCUGCAGCUCUCUGUCUGAGAAGAAAACAGCAGAGCCCCCAGUCAGCAACGGCUGCAUCAACAGUGUUGGAGAGGAGGAUCAGAUCAAGUCAAACGGUGUCAACCACUCAGAGGCUGGGGGGGACACACACACCUCCAUCUGCACCGACCCGGUCAACGGCAGCACUGAUGCUGAAUGCUGAGAUGGAUUCUGAGGAUCCUAAUUUCUUUCCUGCAGUCUGAUCUGUCCGUUUAUUGAUUUGAGAGAGAUCAGAUCACAUGAUUUAGGGAGUGAUAACCUUUUUGCCUUUUUUGCUUAUUGGAUCAAAACCAGAAAGAAAAAGUUAUUUGAAAGCAUCUCAAACUAACCUUCUAAAAAUAAACCACAGUAGAACUUGCAAGCAAAACAUUCAAGUUAAAGAGUAGUUGUAGCUCAUUUACUGGACUAAGAUAUUUCUGGUUUAAAUGCACUGAUGUGGAUUUCAGAUAAAGACUUCAGAAAGUGAUCAAAGAGAAAACAAACUGACAUUCAGCCGCUGCAGAAAGCCCAAUAACACCUGAAAACUAUCAUUCAAAGAACACUGGAGGAUAAAAUACCUGUUAAACUUAAAUUUGUUGAAAAAAAUCAAAUGUUUCUAGAGAAAAAGUCUACAUUUUACAAUUAUUUUUAAGGAUGUCUCUUUUAUUUCAACUUGUGUCCCUCGCCUCAAACCUUUAGCA
Messenger RNA from Melanotaenia boesemani (Boeseman's rainbowfish), 2763 nucleotides. It is a transcript of the gene shtn3, whose product is annotated as shootin 3. The record is from RefSeq and is a predicted model, not a curated record. NCBI's taxonomy places the organism in Eukaryota, Metazoa, Chordata, Actinopteri, Atheriniformes, Melanotaeniidae. The transcript has 20 exons. Bases 171 to 2246 code for a protein of 691 amino acids.